ACACCAGCUUAGGCGCAUAUACCUCGCAUGCAGGACGAGGUCAUUUGGGAAUGAACGCUUUUCUCUGGUUUGCUGACGUCGCCUGCCCGCCUAUGAACGACACAUUGCUGGAUUUGUCGAGUGGACAUGCAUGACCCAAACGGAUCCCUUUCCGUCGACUUAUGAUGGUCAUGUGUGACACUAUCUAUCAACACCAUUCUGCAGGCAUGUCAUUCCCCACCAGACCACCAAGCUCUCCGACAUGACGCCUCCCCCGGGCUCCCUGUCCGGUCAACGACCCUGGGACACCCAAGCGUUCCCAAGCAAGACGAAAAGCUCUAACACCGCCCGCGCCGGCGGGACGGUAACCUCCCGUCCGGCAUCCGGGCGAGCCGACGUCCUUAUCCAACGAGUUUACCGUUCAGGCAACUCAACUCAACUCAACUCAAUUCCGCGAUGAUCCCGCGUGCCUGCUUAUGAAACUAUGAGUGUGGCGCACAACUAUGUUUAUCAUUAGCGGACGGUUGUCUUCAAUCAAAGGUAGUGGUCUCCCGAUGUUCUUCCAUGUCUCCGAUAUCGUCGUUUGAAUAAAACCGCAACGCACUCACUUGACAGCACUCACUAGUCACUAACUCCCGAAUUAGGAACAAGAAAACAGAAUGCGAAUAAAAAUAAGAAUAAGAACGGGAAAAGGAAAACGUAAUAGAAUGUUUCAGCUCUGCAAGUCUAGUUUAGCUCGAUGAACGUGGCUCCAC
Messenger RNA from Dacryopinax primogenitus, 734 nucleotides. RefSeq lists its product as uncharacterized. The record is from RefSeq and is a predicted model, not a curated record. The transcript has 3 exons. Lineage: Eukaryota; Fungi; Basidiomycota; Dacrymycetes; Dacrymycetales; Dacrymycetaceae. The coding region runs from base 242 to 439 and encodes 65 amino acids.